Acipenser ruthenus (sterlet) is the source of this 1038-nucleotide messenger RNA. RefSeq names its product gem-associated protein 7-like. Gene Ontology annotation, biological process: spliceosomal snRNP assembly. The record is from RefSeq and is a predicted model, not a curated record. The transcript has 2 exons. Lineage: Eukaryota; Metazoa; Chordata; Actinopteri; Acipenseriformes; Acipenseridae. Bases 1 to 408 code for a protein of 135 amino acids. Gene Ontology annotation, cellular component: SMN-Sm protein complex.
AUGGCGCCAAAGUCUAUAAAUAAAAUCAGAACCGUGGAGCUGAUAAAUGUGCAGAUAUGUGUUCCCCUCUGUACGAUUCGAUUCCAGCUCUGCCCGGUCAAGGCGCUGUGCCCGUCUACCAUCUCCGCCUCUUGCCCGGCGGAUUCUGUGGAUCUGAGAAGCGAGCAGAGAGCUCGUUUGGUUUUGCGGGAGCGUUACCUGCGGAAUCUGAUCGCCAUGGUUAAAAGAGACGUGAAGUUCACCAUGUACGAGAAGGUGAAAGUGGACGCAGUGUUUGCAGGCUCGGAUAUCGACAUUUUAAAUUUCCAAGUGACAGAUUUGAAGACCCCGCUUGGGAUGCAAAAGGAGGCGCUGAUUCGCUGCCCGGACGUCAUCUCCUAUUCCUUCGAACUCGAUUUCAGUUUGUGAAAUUUUAAAGGCAAUGGAGAGGUCAACUUGAUGUAUUAGUUUUAAAAGCAAUGUUUUUGACCUGGUUGACUGAAUUUAACAUGACUCCCUAACCCAUGUAUUUCAAUAGGACCACCAGCAAAUCUCUUGUUUCCUCUUACCUUUUGAGAAAGAUCUUUACGGUAUGUGUAUGAUUUAUUUGGUUGUUUACUAACUAAAGACGAUAACCUAACCAGAGUUAAGUAUAGUACAGUUCAUUCUCUAAGCUGAUCCAAUCCAAGAGGAUCCUGUUCACACUAGUAUACUGUUAUGCCUUUAAAUCUUUGUUUUAUGUCUCUGAUUCCCAUUUCAUCAAAAAACAGUAUUAACCCUUUGAAUAAAACAGACCACUGUAAUACAUGAUUGACAUACUUGUCAAAGAAUGAUGAUAUUGGAGUUUGUUUUACAGCUGCUGGCAGUUUGCAUGUUAUUAGAAUGCAUGUUUCGGAUGAAAGAUCAAUUCCAGCUGGUUUGGAUUAGCGUGGGCCUACUGUGUGUGAAAUUGCAAUAGAAUAAAUUAUAUGUUGCUUUAAUGAUCGCUGUACCAUAACUAUCUAAACCAGCCAUUCUGCCUCCCUGCUACAACUCCACUGACUAAAACAGCUAUGCAAG